This is a messenger RNA of Hypomesus transpacificus, 2253 nucleotides long. It is a transcript of the gene rtn2a, whose product is annotated as reticulon 2a. The coding region runs from base 34 to 1479 and encodes 481 amino acids. The record is from RefSeq and is a predicted model, not a curated record. NCBI's taxonomy places the organism in Eukaryota, Metazoa, Chordata, Actinopteri, Osmeriformes, Osmeridae. The transcript is spliced from 10 exons.
GACUGGACAGGCCCAGAGGUGCCUGGAUGGAGCAUGGGCCAGGUUCUAGGAUUCUCCAACUGCAAGGAAUUAGGUUCUGUCAACUCCACCCCCGACUCCACCCCUCCCUGCACAGACGGCGGGAAUGAGGAGUCUGAGCUGUAUGAGCUGCAGACGGCCCACGACUGGUCUGAGGAAGAGGAGCGUGACAGAGGAGGGGAGGAUGAAGAUUAUGAUGACGACGGUGAUCUGGCGUCUUCCCCAUCGAUAUGGGGGACGCCUCACCAGCACUCCUUCGAGCUCACCUUCUCCUACAUCGCCAUCGCUGAGGCCGAGGCCGUGGGCGCCACGCGACACCACCGCGAAGGCUCGGGACGCCGCAGGGGCGGGGCUAGGCUAGGCCGCACCCCCCUCGUGCGCACGGAUACCUUGGAGACCCUCCUCCCUCUGGACUCCCCCGAUGUGGAGUGGGACCCCCACGCCUUCCUUACCCUCGAGGAGGCAGAGGAGGGGGCGAGGAGGAGGAGGGAGGAGGAGGAGGAGGAGAGUGAGAGGAGGGAGAGACUGGCUGAGUCAGAAGCAGGGCCGAGGCAGUCCUCUCUCCUGGAUGGAGAUCUGGAGGCUCUGGAGAGGAACGUCACGCUGGGACGAGAGAGGGGGAGGAGGGAGUCUCCCCAGCAUCACCAUGCAACACAGCCCCCUGAGUUACUGGAGACCCUCGUCACCGUGGAUGCCACUAUCAUGCUGCUAACACCCAUCCGUCCAGGAGGCGGGGCCAGCAGCAUUGUUUCAUCCACAUCCUCUGCCCCUAUUGGUCACACUCAGGAACUGCUGGUCAGCGAACAGUGGUUCUCGGCUCUUAGCCUAUCAGAGGGCCCCACGAUAUGCGCCCAUAUAGCAGUGAUGGACCUGAUCUACUGGAAGGACACGGAGCGCACAGGCAUGGUGUUCACAGGUCUGGUGGUGGGCCUGCUGUCCCUGUUCCAGCUCAGCCUGAUCACCGUGGUGUCUUCCCUGUCCCUGGCCGCCAUGUGUUUCACCAUCUCCGUACGCCUCUACUACAAAGUGCUGAGUCUCAUCAACGUUGGCGACGGCAAGCAUCCCUUCAAGGCCUACCUGGACAUGGACAUAUCUCUGUCGGGGGAGCAGGCUGACCAGUACAUGCAGAGAGCCAUUGUGCUGGCGGUCUCUGCCGUCAACACCCUCAAAGGGCUCAUCUGUGUCGGCAGCUUCUUUGACUCCCUCAAGUUCCUGGCCCUGGUGUAUCUGGUGACAUACCUGGGAGAUCUGUGUAAUGGCCUUACUCUGCUGAUCAUUGGUGUGAUUGCUGUCUUUUCUGUCCCACUAUUCUACAGACAACGCCAGGAACAAGUGGACAGUGUCAUAGCAAGAAUCCAGGCUAACAUUGACAACAUCAAGGACAUUCUGCAGAGAAUUGCCCAGGGCGGUGGCCCCCUUCCAGACCCCACCCCUGGUGGUGCCAAACCCAAAGACCAGUGAAACGACAGGAAGGAGAGGAGAAUGAGAGGGGGCGAUGAGAGUAGGACAAGAGGAGAAAAGGAAGGAGGAGAGGAGGGGGUGUCACUUAGAUGUCUUACCCAGCAGUCUGAGUCCUGAGGGCUGGGCUCCUGAGUUUAGAGGGAGGGAUGGAGGAGUGGGGGUGGGGUGGGGGGCGGUACUAAAAGAGGACUAGGUCAGUCAAAGCAUGUGAUUCCCGGAUGAGAGUUUACUGUUUUCAUGAAAAGACAUGACCAAGGUCAGCUCCUCGUCUUCGUUGUCAACAGUCACCUUGUGUCCCGACCAUUAUGGGAUGGCUCCAACGAGCCACAACUAUGUUUCGAAGAGGUAACGACACCAGGGACGUGCGAUCCAUCUUCGCCUGAAGGCACCUGCCACAGCAUGAAGAGAAGUAGAGAGGUGGGGGGGGGGGGGGGGGGGGGGGGGGGGGGGGGGGGGUCUAGGUGUCAGACUCUAGAGUUGUAGUGCUUGAACCUGUGAAGGUGAUGAGUCUGCAGGGUUAGAGGUCACUAGGUCACAGCUGGUUAAUCCAAUGUUACAGGUCAGAGGUCACCCAGCCGGGGUUUAGUGUUUUUCACGGAACCCCCAAAACAUGGAAUCAGGAUGUGUGUGUGUGUUUGUGUGUGUGUGUGUGUGUGUGUGUGUGCGUGCGUAUGUGUACAGUAGGUAAGUUGACCUACAGCUUGCUGAACUGAACCUGUGUUACCUAAGAGCCUAUUAAAAUGACAUCUGUUCUUUUUCUUUUCAGAAACGUCA